Messenger RNA from Entrophospora sp. SA101, 1149 nucleotides. The record is from the annotation of a GenBank genome assembly. NCBI's taxonomy places the organism in Eukaryota, Fungi, Glomeromycota, Glomeromycetes, Entrophosporales, Entrophosporaceae.
AUGACAACUUCAAUACAUGGCCCUAGUUCUUUUGUGUUGCUUAACCAAUCUCACCUCAAACCUGGUCACAGAGCCUCCCUACUCCCUUACUCUCAAACUUUAGAUUUAUAUCUUCAAAAUGCUAAAAAAACAAAUGACCCUGAGCUUCAGUUUGAAUUGGCUGCUUUUAUCAUCGAAGCUUCAAGAGUUAUGGAAGAACCCUCCAAACAAAAAAAAAGAGAAGAAUUGUGCAAAGAAGGAAUAUCCAUACUAAAAAAACUUUCGGAUAGAGGUCAUGCAAACUCUCAAUAUUACCUUGCCGAUUGUUAUGCAAAUGCUAUCGGUACACCAAAAAAUAAACCUGACUUUGACAAAGCUUUUCCCUUGUUUGUCCAAGCUUCUAAGCGCAAUCACCCUGGGGCCGCUUAUCGUGUAAGUAUAUGUUAUGAAAAUGGAUGGGGUUGUCGUAAAGACAAUGCUAGAGCUCUAAAAUUUUUAAAGAAAUCGGUACCAUCAGGUCAUCCUGGUGCUUUGUAUCGUCUAGGUAUUGUUGAAUUAAGAGGCGAGCUCGGCUCAUCAAAAAAACCUAGAGAUGGUGUAAAAUGGCUUAAAAGAUCAGCUGAAUUGGCAAACGAAGAAUUUCCACAUGCUUUACAUGAAUUGUCUGAGCUACAUGAGAAAGGUAUUGAGGACAUUGUAUUGGUAGAUAUGAAAUAUUCUAUUCAAUUGUUAACACAGGCUGCAGAUUUAGGCUAUGCUCCAUCUGCAUAUAAACUGGCCGAAUUUUAUGAGUAUGGAAAAAAUGGUUGUCUGCCAAAUCCUGCGCUCUCAAUUCACUACUACACAAUUGCCGCUCAACAAAACCAUUCUGAAGCUUGUCUUGCAUUGACAGCUUGGUAUCUUAUUGGAAGUCCUGGGGUGUUGCCUCAAAGUGACAGAGAAGCGUAUUUAUGGGCUAAACGUGCUGCUGAUCAAGGAUUGGCGAAAGCUGAAUAUGCUGUAGGUUACUUCUCUGAAGUUGGCGUUGGGGUUAAAAAGGAUCUAUCACGAGCCGCUGUUUGGUAUCAUCGCGCUGCUGAACAUGGUGAUAAAAAAGCUCAACAAAGAUCAAGGGCUACGCUGAUUGAUAACGUAAAGAAAAAUAAAAAAGACAAUUGUGUGGUUUCUUGA